Molecule: messenger RNA, 7550 nt
Organism: Tupaia belangeri chinensis (Chinese tree shrew)
Lineage: Eukaryota; Metazoa; Chordata; Mammalia; Scandentia; Tupaiidae
Gene: CNTRL
Product: centriolin
Exons: 43
Coding region: 51-7079 (2342 amino acids)
Molecular function (GO): protein binding
Source: RefSeq, a predicted model, not a curated record
AAUAUACUGAAAACUUACAGGUUUUAGCAGACAUCUGCCUUAUUCUUGCAAUGAAGAAAGGUCCUCAGCAAAAAAUAUUCUCCAAAGCAAAGAUGCCACCAUCAUCUCAGUCUUCCAGUCCUUUGUCUCUUACAUCCAAUAUGAGAUCUAGGUCACUUUCACCUUUGAUUGGAUCUGAGACUCUGCCUUUUCAUUCUGAAGUACAGUGGUGUGAGCAAGUUGAGAUUACAGAUGAAAAUAAUGUACUUUUGGACCACCAAGACCAUAAAGGAGCUGAUUCACGUGCAGGAGUCCGAUAUAUUACAGAAGCCCUCAUAAAAAAACUUACUAAACAGGAUAAUUUGGCCUUAGUAAAAUCUCUGAACCUUUCACUUUCUAAAGAUGGUGGCAAGAAAUUUAGGUAUAUCGAGAAUUUGGAAAAAUGUAUUAAGCUUGAAGUAUUGAAUCUCAGCUAUAAUCUCAUAGGGAAGAUUGAGAAGAUGGACAAGCUGUUAAAAUUACAUGAACUCAAUUUAUCCUAUAACAAAAUCAGCAAGAUUGAAGGCCUAGAAAAUAUGUGUAAUCUACAAAAGUUAAACCUUGCAGGAAAUGAAAUUGAGCAUAUUCCAGUAUGGUUAGGGAAGAAGUUAAAAUCUUUACGAGUCCUCAAUCUGAAAGGCAACAAGAUAUCAUCGCUCCAGGAUGUAAGCAAGUUGAAACCACUUCAAGAUUUGACUUCUCUGGUUUUAGCUGAAAAUCCAGUUGUGACCCUUCCUCAUUAUCUCCAGUUUACCAUUUUCCACCUCCGUUCACUGGAAAGUUUAGAAGGUCAGCCAGUAACCACUCAGAAUAGACAUGAAGCUUUUGAGAGAUUCAACUUAGAAGAGAUAGAAAGACUAGAAAGAGAUCUGGAAAAGAAGAUGAUAGAAACUGAAGAACUUAAGAACAAACAAACAAGAUUCCUUGAGGAAAUUAAAAAUCAAGAUAAGCUGAACAAAUCACUGAAAGAGGAGGCCAUGUUACAAAAACAGAGCUGUGAGGAGCUAGAGAGUGACCUGAAUACGAAAAAUGAAUUGCUAAAACGGAAGACCAUGGAACUAACGCGAGCAUGUCAGAAGCAAUAUGAGUUAGAACAGGAAUUGGCCUUUUAUAAAAUCGAUGCCAAAUUUGAACCACUAAAUUAUUAUCCAACAGAGUAUGCUGAAAUUGAUAAAGCCCCAGAUGAAAGUCCUUACAUUGGCAAAUCAAGAUACAAGAGAAAUAUGUUCACCACAGAGAGUUACAUUGUUGAUAAUGCCCAGGCAGUACAGAUCAAGAAGAUGGAGCAAGAUGAAGGGGAACAAUCUAGAAAUGAGCAUGUGAACUUGAGAGCCCAUGCACCACUGGACAUACAACUGGAAGACAAAGAGAGAAAAAUAAGUUCAGCUCAAACACGACUAUCAGAACUGCAUAAUGAAAUAGAAAAGGCAGAGCAACAAAUUUUAAGAGCUACUGAAGAAUUUAAACAACUGGAAGAAGCUAUACAACUAAAAAAGAUUUCAGAAGCAGAGAAAGACCUUCUUUUCAAGCAGUUGAGUGGUAAGAUACAACUUCUAAAUAAAUUACGGCAGGAAGCUCUGGAUCUAGAAAUGCAGAUGGAAAAGCAAAGACAAGAAAUUGCUAAAAAGGAGGAGGAGAUCAAGGACCUGCAAAUAGUCAUAGAUAACUUGGACUCCAAAGACCCAAAGCAUUCCCAUAUGAAGGCUCAGAAAAGAGGUAAAGAACAACAGCUUGACAUUAUGAACAAGCAAUACAAACAACUCGAAAGCCGUUUGGAUGAGAUACUUACUAGAAUUGCCAAAGAGACUGAAGAGAUUAAGGACCUUGAACAACAGCUUACCGAAGGCCAGAUAGCAGCAAAUGAAGCCCUGAAAAAGGAUUUAGAAGGUGUCAUCAGUGGAUUGCAGGAAUACCUGGGGACCAUCAAAGGUCAGGCAACUCAGGCCCAGAAUGAGUGCAGGAAGUUACAGGAUGAGAAGGAGACAUUGCUGCAGAGAUUGACUGAAGUCAAGCAGGAGAGGGACCAACUGGAAAUAGUUGCCAUGGAUGCAGAAAAUAUGAGGAAGGAGCUUGCAGAGCUGGAAAGUGCUCUCCAGGAACAGCACGAAGUGAAUGCCUCCUUGCAGCAGACCCAGGGAGAUCUCAGUGCCUAUGAAGCUGAACUAGAGGCUCAGCUAAAACUGAGGGACGCUGAAGCCAGCCAGCUCAAGGAUGAGUUGGACAGAUUAACAAGACUUACUCAGUUAGAACAAUCGGCCCUUCAAGCAGAACUUGAGAAGGAAAGGCAAGCCCUCAAGAGUGCCCUUGGAAAAGCCCAAUUUUCAGAAGAAAAGGAACAAGAGAAUAGUGAGCUCCGCACAAAACUGAAACAGCUGCAGGAUGACAAUAACCUGUUAAAGCAGCAACUCAAAGAGUUCCAGAACCACCUUAACCAUGUGAUUGAUGGUUUAAUUCGUCCAGAAGAUGUGGCAGCUCGUGUGGAUGAGCUGAGGAGAAAACUGCAAUUAGGAGCUGGGGAAAUGAGAAUCCAUAGUCCUUCAGAUGUCUUAGGGAAAAGUCUUGCUGAUCUACAGAAACAAUUCAGUGAAAUCCUCGCACACUCCCAAUGGGAAAAGGAGGAAGCACAAGUUAGAGAGAGAAAACUCCAAGAAGAAAUGGCUCUGCAGCAACAGAAACUGGCAAACGGGCAAGAAGAGUUCAGGCAGGCCUGUGAGAGAGCUCUUGAAGCACGAAUUAAUUUUGAUAAGCGGCAACACAAAGCAAGAAUCCAGAAGUUGGAAAAUGAAAUUCACUAUUUACAAGAAAAUCUAAAAAGUAUGGAGGAAAUCCAAGGCCUUACAGAUCUCCAACUUCAAGAAGCUGAUGAAGAAAAGGAGAGAAUUCUGGCCCAACUCAAAGAGUUAGAGAAAAAGAAGAAACUGGAAGAUGUCAAAUCUCAGGAGCAGUUUCUGGGUUUAGAUAAAGAACUGAAAAAGCUAAAGAAAGCUGUGGCUGCCUCUGAUAAGCUCGCUGCAGCUGAACUCACCAUUGCCAAAGACCAGCUUAAGUCUCUUCAUGGAACAGUGAUGAAAAUUAAUCAGGAGCGAGCAGAGGAGUUGCAGGAAGUGGAGAGGUCCAGCAGAAAAGCAGCGCGAGCAGCUAGGGAUCUGACACGAGCAGAAGCGGAGAUCGAACUUCUGCAGAAUCUUCUCAGGGACAAAGAGGAGCAGUUUCGAACUGAGAUGGAGAAAGCAGAUUUAGAUACUGAAGCAGCAAACUCACAGGUGCUUGAAAUCGAGAAACUGAAUGAGACAAUGGAGAGACAAAGGACAGAAAUUACAAGGCUGCGGAAUUUACUAGACCUCACUGGGGCCGACAAUAAAGGAGGCUUUGAAAAUGUUUUAGAAGAAAUUGCCGAACUCCGACGUGAAGUAUCCUGUCAGAAUGAUUACAUCAGCAGCAUGGCAGAUCCUUUCAAAAGAAGAGGCUAUUGGUACUUCAUGCCACCGCCACCACCAUCAUCAUCAAAAGUCUCCAGUCAUAGUUCCCAGGCCACCAAGGACUCUGGUGUUGGCUUAAAGUACACAGCCUCGACUCCUGUUAGAAAACCAGGUCCUGGGCAACAAGAUGGGAAAGAAGGUGGUGGGCCUCCACCUGCCUCUGGGUACUGGGUGUAUUCUCCCAUCAGAAGUGGGUUACACACAUUGUUACCAAAUAGAGAUGCUGACAGUGGAGGAAAUAGUCAGGAAGAAAGUGAGCCAGAUGACCAAGAUGAAUCCCCAUUUGUACCUCCUCCUGGAUACAUGAUGUAUACCGUGCUUCCAGAUGGUUCUCCUGUACCCCAAGGCAUGGCUCUGUAUGCACCUCCUUCAUCAUUGCCCAACAACAGCCGACCUCUCACUCCUGGCACCAUUGUUUAUGGUCCACCUCCUGCUGGGGCUCCCAUGGUCUAUGGGCCUCCACCUCCCAACUUCUCUGUCCCCCUCAUCCCUGUGGGUGUGUUGCAUUGCAACGUCCCGGAGCACCAUAACUUAGAGAAUGAAGUUUCUAGGUUAGAAGACAUAGUGCAGCAUUUAAAAUCAAAGAGACGGGAGGAACGGUGGAUGCGAACAUCCAAACAACAGUCUGAGAAGGAACUGGAAGAACUACAUCAUAAUAUCGAUGGUCUCUUGCAAGAGAAGAAAGACUUAGAGCAUGAAGUGGAAGAAUUACAGAGAACCCUCCAGAAAUCUCAUCAGCAAAAGGACUUCAUCGAUGGAAAUGUUGAAAGUCUUAGGACUGAACUAGAAAUAGAAAAAUCAUUCAAAUACCAUGAAGAUAUUGUUGAUGAAAUUGAGUGCAUUGAAAAGACCCUUCUGAAACGUCGCUCAGAGCUCAGGGAAGCCAAUCGACUCUUGGCAGAGGCUGAGAGUGAACUAUCAUGCACAAAAGAGAAGACAAAAAAUGCUGUUGAAAAGUUCACUGAUGCCAAAAGAAGUUUAUUGCAAACCGAGUCAGAUGCUGAGGAAUUAGAAAGGAGAGCUCAGGAAACUGCUGUUAACCUUGUCAAAGCUGAUCAACAGCUAAGAUUGCUCCAGGCUGAUGCAGAGGAUUUGGAGCAGCACAAAAUCAAGCAAGAAGAAAUCCUGAAAGAAAUAAGCAAAGCUGUAGCAACAAAAGAUUCAGACUUCCAGUGUUUAAAUAAGAAGAAGGAAAAACUGACAGAAGAGCUUCAGCAACUGCAGAAAGACAUUGAGGUGGCUGAACGCAGUGAGGAUCACCACCUACAGGUCCUUAAAGAAUCGGAGACCCUCCUUCAGGCCAAGAGAGCUGAGCUAGAAAAGCUGAAAAACCAGGUGACAAGUCAGCAACAGGAGAUGACUGUCUUGGACAGACAGUUAGGGCACAAAAAGGAAGAGCUGCAUCUACUCCAAGGAAGCCUGGUCCAGGCCAAAGCAGACCUUCAGGAAGCUCUGACACUGGGAGAAACUGAAGUAGCUGAGAAGUGCAGUCACAUUAGGGAAGUAAAAUCUCUUCUUGAAGAAUUGAGUUUUCAGAAAGGAGAACUGAAUGUCCAAAUUAGUGAAAAGAAAAAUCAGCUUGCACUUGUAAAGCAGGAAAUUGAAAAAGAAGAAGAAAAUCUUCAGGUAGUUUUAGGACAGAUGUCUAAAUAUAAAGCUGAACUAAAGAAUAUUCUGGACAUGUUGCAACUUGAAAGCAGUGAAUUACAAGGUUUGAAGCUACAGCAUAACCAAAAGGUGUCUGAGUUAGAGAAGAUUCAAGUCGAAGUGCUAGAGGAGAAACUGGAGUUAGAGAAUUUGCAGCAAACAGCCCAGCGACAAAAAGGGGAAAUAGAGUGGCAGAAGCAGCUUAUCGAGAGGGACAGACGGGAAAUAGAGCGAAUGACUGCUGAGACUCACGCAUUACAAUCAUGUGUUGAGUGUUUGAGCAAAGAAAAGGAAGAUCUCCAAGAUAAAUGUGACAGUUGGGAAAAGAAGCUGGCACAAACCAAAAGAAUUUUAACAGCUGCAGAAGAAAAUAGCAAAAUGGAACAAUCAAACUUAGAAAAGUUGGAGUUGAAUGUCAGAAAACUACAGCAGGAACUAGACCAGCUAAACAGAGACAAGCUCUCACUGCAUAAUGACAUUUCAGCAAUGCAGCAGCAGCUCCAAGAAAAACGAGAAGCAGUAAACUCACUACAGGAAGAACUAAUUCAUGUCCAAGACCACUUGAACCUAGCAAAACAGGAGCUGCUUCACACUACCAGCCGCCAGGAUGUACUGCUGGGUGAGCAGACCCAGCUCCAGAAGGACGUCAGCAAAUGGCUAGAGAGGUUUGAAAACUGCCAAAAAGAAGGGGAGACAAAACAACAGCAACUUCAAGUGCUUCAGAAUCAGAUUGAAGAAAGCAAGCUCAAAGUAGUUCAACAAGAAAUGAUGUUUCAAAAACUCCAGAAAGAGAGAGAAAGUGAAGAAAAAAAAUUAGAAGCCAAUAAAAUGACACUAAAGGAACAGCAGCACCAACUGGAAAAGGAAUUAAUAGACCAGAAAAGAAAACUGGACCAGGUGCUCACACAAGUGUUGGUGGCAGAAGAGCGUGUCAGGACUUUGCAGGAAGAGGAGAGGUGGGGUGAGACUCUGGAGAAGACGCUGUCCCAAACCAAACGGCAGCUUUCAGAACGGGAGCAGCAAUUAAUGGAAAAGUCAAAUGAGCUACUGGUUCUUCAGAAAGAGACAGACUCUAUGAGGGCAGACUUUAGCCUGUUGCGGAACCAGUUCUUGACAGAAAGAAAGAAAGCCGAGAAACAGGUGUCCAGCCUGAAGGAAGCACUUAAGGUGCAGCGAAGCCAGCUGGAGAAAAACCUUCUUGAGCAAAAACAGGAGAACAGCUGCAUGCAGAAGGAAAUGGCAACAAUUGAACUGGUAGCCCAGGACAAUCAUGAGCGGGCCAGGCGCCUGAUGAAGGAGCUCAACCAGAUGCAGCACGAGUACCUGGAGCUCAAGAAACAGAUGGCAAACCAAAAAGAUUUGGAGAGAAGACAAGUGGAAAUCAGUGAUGCAAUGCGAACACUUAGAUCUGAAGUGAAAGAUGAAAUCAGAACCAGCCUGAAGAAUCUCAACCAGUUUCUUCCAGAACUACCAGCAGAUCUAGAGGCUAUUUUGGAAAGAAAUGAAAAUCUAGGAGAGUUGGAAAGCUUGAAAGAGAACUUCCCAUUCACCAUGAAUGAGAAACCUUUUGAAGAAAAGCCGAACUUUUCCCAAGUUCAUAUAAUGGAUGAGCAUUGGCGUGGAGAAGCACUCCGAGAGAAACUGCGUCACCGUGAAGAUCGGCUCAAGGCACAACUGCGACACUGUAUGUCUAAGCAAGCAGAAGUUCUGAUUAAAGGAAAGCGGCAGACAGAGGGCACUUUGCACAGUUUGAGGAGACAAGUAGAUGCUUUAGGGGAAUUGGUCACCAGCACUUCUGCAGAUUCAGUGUCAUCACCCAGUCUGUCUCAACUGGAGUCUUCCCUUGCAGAGGACUCUCAUCUGGGACCAAGUCAGAGUUCCUUCCAACAAGUUCUCCAAGGUCCAGCAGAACCACCGAACAGUUACCAACACUGAUGCCAUUCCUAACUUCCUGCUCACAGGGAAAAAAAAUGGCUUGGCCAGACGAGGAAUAGUGUCUUGCAUAAAUGUAUCUGAGGAAAUCCUUCUUUACUACCUCGCUAACUGCACAAUUGGAAUACCACUUGGUUUUUAUCAAGAUCCAGUGAAUUCAGAUGCUGAAAUUCCACUGUAGUUUACUUUGCUUGUACCACUAAUGCCAGGGUUUUUGUAAAUCACUUGUAUAUAUGGGAAUAGUUGUAUACAAUUUAAACCGGAGUCCUAGACAGCUGGGUUUUUUUUUAAUCUUUGGAAUAUGUUUUUAUAAAACAAUGCUGAUUUAAACUGAAUGUUUGAAUCUAUAAACUGGUAAAUCUAGUUACAAAGAAAAAAGAACAUAAUUUAAGUCAUUUAUAUAGUGUCAAACGUUAUUUUUGGAUUCUGCUUUAAAUCUAUUUUUUUGUAUGGAAAUAAAAAAAAUGAAAUCAC